GUGUGUGUGUUGAUGCCAAUUAACUCUUGUGUGUUCAUGUUCCCGUGCGCGGCCAGGGGCUCCGCAGCUAGCCCUCAGCUAGCCUCUAAUUAAUAACCAAAUCAUCAUCCUCUCGUCGGACGAAAGGAUGCACCAUGAGCCCGAUAAAUGACGGGAUCCGGAGCCGCUAAGGGUUGAUUCGCGACGGUUUAAUGAGCCCACAUUUUCGGCCCCCCGGCUCCUGGAACCUCAGCACACCGAGAAGCAGACCUCCGUCUGCGGAUGGAAAGAAGGGAGCCUCCGGUUCAUUUAUUUAGGAGGAGCAGCUAACCUUCGUCAUAUUGAGCCGGGAUUUUCCUUUAGGCUUAACAGAAAGCUCCAGGUUCAGAUGUAACUCAAGAAUAAAGCAAAAGCUUUAGAUUUCUCUCCAGUCUUUCCCAACAUCUGUUUUGCUUCAGUGCAUUCCAGUGUUGUUCGCUGCCUCUUCGCCAAGCUAAGAGAUGGACUGGGCUGCUCCAGCUGCCAAACUGAACCCAUACUCUCGAGCCCGCAUGACUGAAGCCUGGCAACAGCAAACCGUCGCUCCGCCUCCGGUUGUUCACACGAUCCCAGCUGGAGCUGAGAACGCCCUGAGCUGUGCGGUGUAUGGGAUUGUGCUGCAGUCGGACGCAUCAUCGCUGCAGCAGCAGCAGCAGCAUGGAGGUGGACAGCAGCACGCCGGCGGACAGCAGCAGCAGCAGCAGCAGCAUCCUCCUCAAGCACAGCAAAGCUCCUUGCAGGUGGGAACGGAAUCGGGACACAAAUGUGGAACAUGUGGACACGACAUCUCCCACCUGGCUAACCCGCUUGAACACCAGUGCAUGGUGAGCCAGGACAGGUCCUUUCAGUGCACCCAGUGUCUGAAGAUCUUCCAUCAAGCUACAGAUUUGCUGGAGCACCAGUGCGUUCAGGUGGAGCAGAAGCCGUUUGUGUGUGGGGUGUGUAAGAUGGGUUUCUCCCUCCUUACCUCUUUGGCGCAGCACCACACGUCGCACAACAGCAGCAACCCCAUGAAGUGCUCCAUAUGCGAGAAGACGUAUCGACCGGGCUCCUCGGGGAACACCACACCCACUUCUUCAAGCAGCUCCCAGCCGUCCAGCAGCGACGGGGCGUCGGCAAGCAGCAGCUCCUCCAUCCUGCCUUUCCCCUCGGCUCGAGACCGGCCAUACAAGUGCUCCGUCUGCCAGAAGGGCUUCAAGCACCUCUCAGAACUCACACGGCACGAGAGAGUGCACACGGGGGAGAAACCCUUCAAAUGCGACACGUGCGACAAGGCUUUCAGCCAGUCGUCGCAUCUGCAGCACCAUCAGCGGACGCACAGCAAUGAAAGGCCGUUUAAGUGUGCCGUGUGCGAGAAGAGCUUCAAACAUCGCUCCCACCUCGUCCGCCACAUGUACGUGCACUCCGGCGAACACCUGUUCAAGUGCAACUUGUGCGAGCUACACUUCAAAGAGUCCUCGGAACUGCUUCAUCACCCCUGCCACCCGCAGGGCUCCCGGCCGUUUCGCUGCGCCACCUGCGGUAAGGGCUUCAAGCGGCCGUCAGACCUGCGCCAGCACGAGCGGACGCACUCCGAGGAGCGCCCCUUCCACUGCGACGAGUGUCAGAUGAGCUUCAGGCAGCAGUACGCACUCGUGCGCCACAGACGGACGCACAAAGACCCUUCUGACCGGCCGUUUAAAUGCAGUUUGUGCGACAAAGGCUUCAUGCAGCCCUCCCACCUGCUUUACCACCAGCACGUCCACGGCAUGGACAACCUCUUCAAGUGCGCCUCCUGCCAGAAAGAGUUCAGCCAGUCAGGGGAGCUGCUCAGACACAAGUGUGGGGAGGCAUCCAACUCCUCGCCUGACAAGCCGUACAAAUGUGACGUCUGUGGGAAGGGAUACAAAAAGAGCUCCACCUUGCAGCGCCACCAGAACUCCCAUUGUCAGGAGAAGCCCUUAAAAUGCUCGCUCUGCGACCGGCGCUUCCUGUCCUCUUCAGAGUUCGUCCAGCAUCGCUGCGACCCAUCCAGGGAGAAGCCCUUAAAGUGCUCCGACUGCGAGAAGCGCUUCAAGUACUCGUCGGACCUGAACCGCCACAGGCGCGUGCACACGGGCGAGAAGCCCUUCAAAUGCGAGCACUGCAGCAAGGGUUUCAAACAGCGCGAGCACUUGACCAAACACCAGAGCACGCACUCCAGGGAGGGCCAGUUCAAGUGCGUCUGGUGUGGAGAGCGAUUCAGUGACUUGGGCUCUUUGCAGGAUCACACCGUGCAGCACACUUCCGACAGCGGCGGAUACAAUGUGCCGCAGUGCAUGUGAAUCGUGACUCUUAUUCUCCGUCCUCCUUCCAGAGGCCGUUUUUACGAACCUCAGCAUCACUCGCAUUCAGAAUAGUUGUGGCCCGCAUCUGGUUUCGUGAAGUCACAGUUUGUCGCAAUUAACGGAAAUUGAAGGUCUGCUUGAAGUGUCAAAGAAAACAUUUCUACUCAUCAUUUAUAGCUUUUUCACCAACUUUUUAAAAAAUCUAUUCAAGUUUAUUAAGUUUUGUAGCAAAGGUAAAAGUGGAUGUUUUAGAGAACAAUAAAAAAAUGCAUUUAUUACUAGUACCCAUAGAUCAGAUGGAGAUAAGAGUUCUGAUUGGUGCAAAUUGUAAAAUCCCUGACCCCCACGCCAUUUCAGUGGAACUAAACCAGAGCACUGCAACAUGCAAAAUCCAGAUCAUCGUCACAAUAACAACUGGGUCGCUAUGGAUUUUUUUGCAUGCAAUAUUUGGGUGAUUAUUAAACUGCAAUAGAGAUGCAUGAACACUGCAUAGUAGUGAUAUAUUUGACCAGUCCACAGACUUUUUCUGCCUCAAUAUAGAUUCCAGUCAUAAAAAAACUACUUUUCUAAAUUCCUGUGUGUUUCAAAGCUACCUCCACUACCAAAACUCGUUUUAAAAUGUUUCAGGGUUUUUUUUCAUGUUGUGAGAGUGCUUACAGAGGAAAUACAGUCAGUUUAAGUUGGAAUCAAACAUUCCAGCUCAAGGAAGAUGAGAUAUCGGCAUCAGGCCAGAAAAACCAGAUCAGUGCCUUUUUAACAUCUUCAUAUCGUUGAAUUGCGGAAACUUUAUGACGUAUGGGUAAUUCAAACAAAUUUAAAGGCUUUUUAUACCAACAUAUAAUAAAUUGGCUGCUUAAAUCAGUUUUCCUAUGUUUACAUAUAUUGCAGAGAAAUAUCAAUUUUUUUUGCCAGGAAAAUUGGACCCUGCUGUUAAAUUUACUGUCACGAACCUUCUCAAGUAAAUAAAAUGGUCCAUUUGAAAAGUGUUCAGAUGGCCCAUUUUUCUUUUCUUAAACCUCAAUGUUUUAUUCGUCCAUCCCAGGCUCAGUAACAGCUUUAUGGAGGCUAAAACAGAUUUAUUCAACUGCAGGGCUUUUCUGAGUCACGCCUACUCUAAAACAUUCAAUUUUACACAUUAACCCAUAGAAGCAGAAAGGUCAUUAGAUUGUAAACCGUUUCUUUUUCUGGUCUGCAUUUGUAAACCUUGUGAACCUUUACGAUGAAAAGUUAUCACUGCGACAUUCGUUCACUCUUGUUACUAUUUGGUACCAAAUCAUUCAUGUUAUAUUAAAGAUUGAUCCUUUUAUUUUGAUUUUAAUUUAUCUGCUUUGCCCUUUUUUCCCCCUCAUUAUUUUGCCUGUUUGUGCAAAACCUGAGUUCACCUCACAGAAUUUCCUAAGUGUUUUCAAACCCCUGCUUCUCAACUGCAGUCACUGUUAAACGAAAGUACACCCUCCUCCAUAAUGAUAGGAACUGGUCCUUAAAGGCAGCAACACGAAUGAAUUUAUUGCCGUUAUCAGUUAAUUAAAGUGGAAAAGCCUAAGUGCAGCCCAUGGUUCAGCUUUCUGCUGCUCUCCUGCUUUGUACUGAUAUACAGACUGAUUAUAACAUCAUUAUAACCUAACUUCUCUGCUUUAAUUUAGAGAAUAAACUAAAGAUGCAGAGAUGUGGAGGUUCAAUCAGAUGCAACUUUGCUUUUUGCAGAUAGGAGGCGCUCUUCACCAGUUAAACUAUUUCCCCUCGUUCUGUUUUUUUUCAAACUGUCAUAUCAGGAGCUUUAACUUGAUUAACGUGCUAAAUGAGACACGUAAAGAGGAAGCUCAUGGGGUCUUAUGUUCUGCACCACCUGAGGUUGAGGUUAACAGCUUAGAUAUCCACCUCCUCUACCGCCUUUAAGCUUUUUUACGGGUUCGUAAUCUUUCUCGUUGCAUCUUAACACCAUCGCAACAUCUGCCUGUCCAAAUGUAGGGCUUUAUAGAGCGUCUCACACUGAUGAUGAUCCGUUAAAGUCUUCAUCAGAAGCAGUUUGCUGCUAUUUGUGCCCUAAAUCCUAUAGAAACAGCACUUAGUUUUUCCGCUUUUUAACUUUAUCUAUCUUUAAAUUUGUUUACUGUUUUUUUUUUUACAAUUGAAGUAAGAUUUUGAUUAUUUUUAGAACCAGUAAAAGUAAAGGGUUUACUUUCUCUUUGUAUUGACCGAAGCUUCAAAUCUAUCUUUAUUUAUCUUUGCAGUCUUAUUUUAAAGUUACUGUCGCAUUAGAAUGGCUGAGGGAGCAGUCAUAUGAAACCUGUCACUUUAGACAUGUGAGAAAUGAUUAAUUAUGUCAUUUAUACAUUAUUCUUAUCAUAUUCCUGCAGAGGCCAGUGUUUUUGGAUGAUGGAUAUUGAAUCCUCUCUCAGCUUGUAAAUACUGCAGAUGUGUGAGCCAAAAUGGUCAGAAGCUGUUUUUAUCUCAAGGUUUUUCUUACAUUUUUUUACUACUUGAAACGUUUGGAGGAGAUGCACCCCUUUUUUGUUGUUGUUGCUGUGGUUGUUUUUUUUUUUUUUUUCCUGGUCUGUGUAGUUUUAUGGUGCAAGUAUGUUGCGGGGAUUCUCAGAGAGAGACACCAGUGCGAGUCUAAGUGUGUAAAUGUAAAAAAAAAAAAAAAA
Molecule: messenger RNA, 4972 nt
Organism: Cyprinodon tularosa
Lineage: Eukaryota; Metazoa; Chordata; Actinopteri; Cyprinodontiformes; Cyprinodontidae
Gene: znf319b
Product: zinc finger protein 319b
Exons: 3
Coding region: 480-2321 (613 amino acids)
Source: RefSeq, a predicted model, not a curated record